Messenger RNA from Pseudophryne corroboree (corroboree frog), 946 nucleotides. RefSeq lists its product as uncharacterized. NCBI's taxonomy places the organism in Eukaryota, Metazoa, Chordata, Amphibia, Anura, Myobatrachidae. The record is from RefSeq and is a predicted model, not a curated record. The coding region runs from base 67 to 672 and encodes 201 amino acids. The transcript has 9 exons.
CUUGGAAACUGAUUUGUUGAUGGAGUACUGUCAGCACAGUAACUCAGGGACAAGUGCACCAGAGAUAUGAAGAGUGCUGGCAAAAAAGUAAAAGUGCAAAAGACCAUAAAAAAAGACCUUAAGAACACUGAGGACACUGAGAGCCAAACAGAGCAAACAGAACUAGCGAGUCCUGCGGAAGCAGUAAAUGAAGACCCAGCAGUGUUUGAGGGUCUCUGUGAACGAAUGCUGUCGGCUCUAUGUCUUCUGCAGACCAGCGUAUCUGAGGUUCUGGAUGUGAAGGAUGAGAUGAUACUGCAGAAUGUGCCAAGCUCCGUGCAGGCUCAGCUCUCUCUCUCCACGUCAAGGCUUUUUAGAAGCUUGACAGAUCUGUACGUCCCCAGCACUGAACUUGUACGCAUGGUCCGAGUGUUUGGACCUCAGUGGGAACAGAAACGUCUAAUCCUGGAACAGCUUCAAGGAGAACAUGAAAGACUCCAACGGCUCCUGUCUUUGUCUCUCCGACGGGUGCAACAUUUGGAGGCUCAGGUACAGCGGGAUGCUCAGUCCCAACAAUACAGGAACUGGGAGAAGCUCUUUGUUAGGCUAAUGCGGGUAAAUCCAAAUGAACCAUCUCAUGAAACUCAUAAAGACUGGGACACUACAAGUUCAUUCGGUUUUGCAGACACAUAAAAUGUGACGUGGAUAAAACUGGAAUGAGCCACUGAAAGUGAUAAACUCCAGAACAACUCAGGAAGCCGCCAUUCACCUGUGAACAUUAAGACAACUUAAAGAAUCUCUGCCUUUGCAACGCAGCAAGUACAUGAAGCUGGAAUUUAAACUGUUAAAUCCUUAACCAAGAUUUGUCUUGUUAUUGGCUGAGUGUACAGAAACCAGUGACGUGUCCAAUAUAAUGAAUAAUGACACUCACAAAAUAAAAUGAAAAAAUUAUUUUUAUUUCUGCUAA